Molecule: messenger RNA, 1331 nt
Organism: Zea mays
Lineage: Eukaryota; Viridiplantae; Streptophyta; Magnoliopsida; Poales; Poaceae
Exons: 3
Coding region: 277-1170 (297 amino acids)
Source: RefSeq, marked validated
CGGCGCUGUACAAUUCCUUCCUCUCCGCCGAUGCAACGCUCGAUCCCGGCGUGCGCAUCUCCUUCUCCGACCGCAUCCACCCGCAGCCGUCGCCUGCAAGCUUAGUAGCUAGCCGUGCCCGACUGCCCGUGCAUCACCAACGCUACGUACGCCUACGUACAGAUCCAUCCCGCCCAUAUAUUCCGACACCAGGCCAGCAGCUCGCCGCAGGUCCUUCUCUUCGUAGCCAUUGUUGCCUAGUUAGACAGCUCGCCGCACGUCUCGUUGUUUUCAUCCAUGUACGCGGCGCCGACGGCAGCAACGACGAUGCCGCCAGCCGUGACCCACGACGACCUGUCCCUGCGCAAGGCGCAGGAGCGGCGCGCCACGCGGUCCAGCGGCCAGGUCGCCGUGUCCCUCGUCGCGCUCUCCGUGCUCUGCGGCCUCGUUGCCUUCAUCCUCUGCCUCGCCGCCGAGGGGUCGCGCUCAGAGGUGUCGCACUACCUCAUGAGCGUGGGCGGUAGCAAGGACCAGCUGGACGUGUGCGUCUACAACAGCAGCGGCCGCCUCGCGCUCGCGUACGCCGUCGGCGCCUUCAUCCUCCUCGCCGUCGCCAUGUUCGCCGAGCACGCCUACAUGCUGGUCGCCGUCGCCGCCCCGGAGUCCGCCUCCGCCGGCAUGGCCGUCGCCCAGGACCACCCGCGCGUCGCGUCCACCGCCGCCGCGCUCACCUGGCAGACGGGCUGCCUCUUCUUCCUCACGUGGAUUUGCUUCGGGCUUGCCGAGGUGAUGCUCAUGAUCGGCAUCGCCGUGGAGUCCGGCCACAUGAGCGACUGGCGGAAGCCGCGGCCCGUGUGCCACCGGGUGCGCCCGGGGAUGUUCGCGGCAGCGGGGAUCCUGGGGCUCAUCACCGUCGUGGUCGGCUUCGUGGUCUACAUCACAGCUGUGCAGGCACAGCGGCUGAGGGGACAGCAGUACCAGCACGGCGGCGGUCACUUCGUCGGCUACGGCGCUCCCCAUCCGGGCGCCCAGCACCAGCACCAGCACCUGCGCCCGCCAGUGCCGCACCCACACGGGCCACACCCUCAUCCGGUGCCGUCCGCGCCAGGAGCGCCGGAGAUAACAGCGGCGCCGUGCCAAGUGCAACCCAGCUGUGCGUCUUUCAUCACCAAGGAGGCCUUCGACGUGUGAAAAGGCUAGUCAGAAAGACCAAAACGUCAAACGGGAGCGCCCAGCCCCAACUACGGCUAUAUUCUUUGCCUCCUUGUUUAAGUUUAUUUGUUUAUUGGACCGAGGUAUUGCUUUGUAAAUGUCAAAAAAAACACAUAACUGUUGAGCGGAAAUUUGUUGUA